CUUGAAGCCAUGUACGCUGCUUUGAUCCUCUUGCUGGCGACGUCCACCGCGCUGGCCAAAACCAUCACGGUUGGAAUCGGAACGAGUGAGGCGAGCCGGCCACUGCACGUCUCCGUUGGGGAGUGCACAGACGUGGACGAAGAGGAGGUAUACACGUUGGACCUAAAACAGCCCUGUCGAGCAUUCACCGGCGUCAUGUGCACAGGGCAGACAGUCUUAUUGAAUCCCGGCGAACAUACCAGUAUUACUCCCGUGCCGGUCGGAAGUCUCUUGUGCGAAUAGACGCGGUCGUGAUCAGAUCUAUUAUGCGGUGGAUCGGGCUGUCGAUACUGUAUUCCAGGCUUUACCAAAAUAUAUCCAAGACUUUGUUGUUUAGUCACUGGUGUUUUUUGUUGUCGAGAACCGGUCAACAUGCAACAGCAACUUGAAGCACGAAUGACAGGAACAAGCUACUCAGCUUAGACCCG
Messenger RNA from Aspergillus candidus, 467 nucleotides. RefSeq lists its product as uncharacterized. Lineage: Eukaryota; Fungi; Ascomycota; Eurotiomycetes; Eurotiales; Aspergillaceae. The coding region runs from base 10 to 282 and encodes 90 amino acids. The record is from RefSeq and is a predicted model, not a curated record. The transcript has 4 exons.